This is a messenger RNA of Pyrus x bretschneideri (Chinese white pear), 1448 nucleotides long. Its product is annotated as ethylene-responsive transcription factor ERF061-like. Gene Ontology annotation, biological process: regulation of DNA-templated transcription. Gene Ontology annotation, molecular function: DNA-binding transcription factor activity; DNA binding. The coding region runs from base 306 to 1289 and encodes 327 amino acids. The transcript has a single exon. The record is from RefSeq and is a predicted model, not a curated record. NCBI's taxonomy places the organism in Eukaryota, Viridiplantae, Streptophyta, Magnoliopsida, Rosales, Rosaceae.
UCAGCAUAGUAAUUCCACAAAUCUUGCUCCAAAACUUCAGAGAACAAAAAGCUUCCCCCUUUCUUUUAAGUUUUAACUUGAGCUCUGAUCUUUUAUAUUUUCCGAUCCAUAUAUUUUUUUCUCGGAUCAUCACUCACUUCUUCUCCUUCAUUUUCUUUGUUUUCCCAUCUGAAAAUUUUCAGUUUUUGUUCUGAAUUUUUGGGAAAAGGGACUUCUUUUUGGUACCCUGUUUUCCUACACACUGAUAAUAUUUCAGAACAGUCUGUUUCAAUUUUGCUUUUUUUUUUUUUUUCCCCCAGAAAAUCAUGGACACAAUGCAAGAAAACAAUCUUGCUUUUGGGUUCACAGACGCCAUUGACAUCCGAUCUUCUCUCUCAAGUAUCAUACUAACAAGCUCCACAAACACCCUGGACUCGAUUUUUUCUCACUGCCCACAAACACUCACCACCGCCGUAACAACCACCAGCAGCGGCAGUUCUGUAUCCGAGCCGCUGGGCUCAUCAGUUUACCUCCGCCAAAGAGACCUUCUCCAGAAGUUCUGCGAUGAAAGCCGAGCAAACGCAAACGCCACGGUUUCGCGCUCUUUUGAGACGAACCCAUUGCAGAGCUCGGCUUGUUCUUCGACCACUUACAUGGCUCCAUACAAGAAGAAGCUCUAUAGGGGAGUACGGCAGAGACAUUGGGGCAAAUGGGUAGCCGAGAUCAGACUCCCUCAGAACAGAGUGAGGGUCUGGCUCGGCACCUACGACAAUGCGGAAGCCGCCGCCUAUGCGUACGACAGGGCGGCCUAUAAGCUCCGCGGUGAGUACGCGAGGUUGAACUUCCCAAAUCUUACGGACCCGAGCAAGUUGGGUUUCGGCGACGGUUCUAGACUGAACGCCGUGAAAAACUCCGUGGAUGCGAAAAUCCAAGCGAUUAUUCAGAAGGUGAAGAGGGACAGAGCCAAGAAGAAUGUGAAGAAGAGCAGUUCUUCAGUUGGUGGCGGUGAUGGGAGUUUCAGUGAGAAUGGGAAGGUUGUGAAGGUGGAAUCCUCUCCGUCGUCCUCGUCGUCGCCUUUGGUCUUUGGCGACGGUUUUGGCCACGAAAUGUCGUCAUUAACCCCGACGCCGACCGUGUCUGAGGACGGGGUUUGGAGGAGUGAGAAGAACUCACCGCCAUCUGUUUCAACAGAGUUUCAAAUGGGGAUGGCGGAGUUGGGAAUGGGAGAAGAGUCGGAAUUUGAAGGGUGUUCACUUGCAGGAAUGCCUUCAUUUGAUCCUGAGUUGAUUUGGGAAGUUCUUGCUAAUUAGAAAGAGGAUUUGAUCUGGGAAACCUUGGUUUUUAGAUAAAUUUUUGCAAAUUUAGGUAUACAAGUGGUAGUAUUUGUGUUUCUUGUUUUUGUGUAGCUCUAGUACUUGGGAGUUUUUGAGUGUAAAUUGUAGUUUAUAAUAAGUUGAGCUAUCUUAAUA